Messenger RNA from Aspergillus fijiensis CBS 313.89, 2159 nucleotides. RefSeq lists its product as uncharacterized. The transcript has a single exon. NCBI's taxonomy places the organism in Eukaryota, Fungi, Ascomycota, Eurotiomycetes, Eurotiales, Aspergillaceae. The coding region runs from base 114 to 2048 and encodes 644 amino acids. The record is from RefSeq and is a predicted model, not a curated record.
AAUGCUUAUGUGGCUGGCUGAUGGGCUUCGCUUUUCUCUUAUAUAUCUUCUCCAGCAGUGACUGACUUCCCAUCUGCGCACAUCAUGCCCACCACCCCGAAAAGCAAACCAUCAUGGACCCCAACAAUCCCACCGUCACCGUUGCCUCUCUUUCCUCGAUCGUUCACACCACCCUGUCAGCAUUUGACUGCGUUACCGAGGCACUAAUCACAGGGGACACGACCGUAGGCCUGAAGGCCCGCUUCCGGGUGGAGCUGCUGCGGUUACGCCUGUGGGGCCGAACCCGCGGAUUCGGUCUGCUGUCAUCCCCACCACCCUUGCCCUCUAGCAACAACAUAUUCGCCAUCCCCGAAGUCCGGCGCCUGGCAUUCGACAUGCUCGGAAAAACGCUGCUGGUGCUGGACAGGCAUCUGCAGAUCCGCAAGAAAUCUCCGCCCGUGCGCGAACAGACACUGUCGCGGUUCGAGAAUGGAUAUUCCGCAACCCCAUACGCUCGGGUCCUAGAAGCAAAAAGUGCACUUAAUCAGAGGCUCGCUGAUCCGGCGCAGCGGGCAAAGGUUGUCAGACAGAUCCGCAGGGCAAUAGACGAUAAGGCGCCCUUGCCGGGGUCUUGGGUCGAGCGCACAACGGUCCGUGAGUUUCUGACCGACCUGGUGACAUUGAAUACGGGGCUGGAGCGGCUGUUGCCGGCAGACGAAGCGGACUUCUUGGCGAGGGGUCUUGCGGGCGAGAUCCUUGCCUCGGAGCCUAGGUUGGUGGUGGCGGAUGAGAAUUCCUUCGGGGUGCGGAAUAGUCUGGCUGCUGGGAUGGUUCGCCUGCGCCAGCUGACCGAAUUGGAAAUCUUUGAUCUAGGAGGGAGUGCAAAAGCGCCAACAUCAGCGGGACACGAGAAAGAAGAGGAUGAAGCCCAAAGCUUGGCAGCUCAUCCUCAGGCCAUGAAGGCACUGUCAACCUUCGAGAUCCCGGUGUUCUGUCUCCAAGGCUUCACGGAACCGGCCCUUCCGGACAUUCAAACACAUGACUCCACCUCGUCGCAGGGAAAGGUGUUAGAUGCUCCACCCGUGCGAUCUGUAUAUCUUUACACCCCUAGAGAUCCCCACGAGCAAGAGGGCUAUGUCCUCGUGGAAUGGCAAUCCCGGCUGGCUACGACUGGAUCGAGUCACCCCCCAACCUCAGACCAGUGCGUUGCACAACGUCGACAACAUUUGGUCGAGAUUCUCCGCGAAAUCUCAGUUGCUGACAGCGAAUUCCGUGUUCUGGAAUGCAGAGGAUACACGCUUGCCACCGGCCGACUACCAAAUGGGAACUUUCAUCCGGUGAUAGGCUUCGUGUACCAGCCGCCUCUGCUUGCGACCGCACCGAUCACUCUGCAUGGUAUACUGGCCACCGCCUAUAAGUCCCAGACGCCCGCAGUGCCGGAACUUGGAGAACGUGUCCGUCUAGCCCAGAGGUUGGCGCUGAGUUUGUACCAGCUGCACUGCGCCGGACGGAUUCACGGAAGCAUCUCCAGCCAUAACACAAUGUUCUUCUCUGAUACGGAGAGUGCAAGAUAUGACAUCACUGAGCCAUACAUCUGUGGCUGGCCGGACGUCCAUCCUACGCAAGCUAUGGGUGAUGGGUGUGGAGCUCCGGACAGUUGCUUGCAAGAGACACGCGCCAUUGGUCUUGGAGAUAUGGCAAUGUAUGCCCAUCCCGAUUGUGUAACCGACGGGGAAGCGAAGCGCGGUAACCAGGAGACCCACGACACGUACGGUCUAGGUGUGGUUUUGACGGAAAUUGCUUUAUGGGAGCCAAUCGUCGCCUUGGCGCAUCCGGUUUACCGGGAAGCAAUGCAGUCAUCCCAGCAAUAUGCUGGCAUCAACCAUCGGAGGUGGUCCAAUAUGGUGAUUGAGGAGGCAGAUCGCAAGAUUGGGGCAAGGAUGGGCGCCAGGUAUCGGGCUGCUGCAAUGGCAUGUCUGCGUGGAGUCCAUUCGACUGGUCUGUGUGAAAGUUUGGAGGCUGACGCUGAGAGACUAUUAUUCUGGAAGGUGGUCAGAGAGUUAAGAUAGAUAUUGCGUUGCGACGGCUAUAGAUGAGAGCGCAAGUUCCACAGACCACUACUAACACCAUCUACCUCUCCAAGUCCAACCUCUCCUCCCCAAAGACAGAGUCCUCGACUG